Messenger RNA from Musa acuminata AAA Group (dessert banana), 4093 nucleotides. RefSeq names its product IRK-interacting protein-like. Bases 2277 to 4001 code for a protein of 574 amino acids. NCBI's taxonomy places the organism in Eukaryota, Viridiplantae, Streptophyta, Magnoliopsida, Zingiberales, Musaceae. The transcript has 9 exons. The record is from RefSeq and is a predicted model, not a curated record.
ACUCAACCCCUCUUAUUCUAUUUUAGUUUACCUGACAAGAACAGAGUCCCUGACUACAGCUCGCGUGCUAAUCACGUGAACGAGAAGACCGCUACGCAAAUGAGAAACCCUAAUUUUCCCUCGAUUACUUGAGCCCGACGGGUUCAGAGCAGUGCGCGCUGCCUGGCGGCGAUGAUAGCGGCGAUUCGGACGUCGCCAAGCCCUUUGAUCUGUAGGGAAUCUCUUGGUGGACUUGUCUAAUGUUCUGCUUGCUGCGCCGAUUUAACGAAGCCCUCGCUGCUGCUUGCGUUAGAUCUAUUUGCCGCCGAUUUGAAUCCUGCUUUGAGGAAGUAGGAAUUUUGCGACUGCAGCAUGCUUAAAGCUGUCUUUGAAUUUAGAGGAUUUUACAAGUGGAUCGAUUAGGCCUAUGCAGUGCAAGAACCAGAGAAUUUCUUCUAUCAGGCUUCGGUGGGUCUCAGCCUUGUUCAGGGUGGUCAUCACUUGUGCUGCUUUCAUUUGCAGAGGAUGACAGGUCUGCAGACUUAAUGGCAUCCAAUUGCAUAUCGAGAAGAUAUUUCAGCUUUCCUGUCACCUGUGGGUUUUUGGUAUGACGGCCAUGCAUGCUAAGCACUGACAACUGGGUGCAGCAACCUUCUCAUUUCUCUCCAUCAACAGGAUGCAGUGUUCUUCUAUCUCAACCGAGAGGGGAAGGAGUGGGUGCCUGAACUUGAAGACAACCAAACCCUUGGUGGCAGGCCUACUGUAAUAUCAAUUCUUAUCACUUGUUUAUGGAAUUACCAAAAGGAAGAGGGCAGCACAUGAUGGCAAUGCAGCAAGGAAGCAUCUGCGUGUAACUAUUGUCUCUAGUUCCACAAAAUAGCUGUAUAUUUGGAUGUGCCUUGACAACCAUCAUUUCUUGUGACAUUCUUCUGCUAGUUGAGUUAAACAAAGAUGUCUCCUAGCUAUCAGUUGCCAGCCUCACCACAAUCGUUCUUUGGAGCCACCCAUCAACUUGAACCUGAAGAAUAACUCGGCCAUUAUCGCAGAUAUGAUCCGGUAUGUGUGAGGACCUGGUUGGAAGACACUUGGCCUUUCUUCCUUCGGCCAUGCUUUUCUCCGACCAGAUGAGCUUCAUGGUUAUGAUGAUGAAGACUGUACCGGAAUCGAGUAGCCAUCGACUUUGGAGGAACGAACAAGUUUAGCCUCUAGGCAAGGAAGGUCAGGUCUGUAAUCAUAGCUGCAACUGAGCCAGCAUUGGGUGUGAAACACCGUGACAGGAAACCAUAGAGAAGCCUAUGGUCGGUCAUACAGUGUUGAGACCUGUGAACCAUGGAGAAGCUCGUCAGCAUCUUUUUCAUGUACCUUGAUCUCAUUUACGUGUGGCUUUGAAGCAUAAAGAAAUCAUCAUGAGAUUGACGCAUCUGAGGCAUGCCAAGAAGCUUAAGAUUCAAGAUCAUGUUCUGCGAUCGCUAUCAGCCCUACUUUUUCGUCUCGAGACUGGUGCUUGAUUCCAUCUAAUUUGUUUGUUGAUCACAGCAGCAAACAAAGGAGCACAGCUAGAGAGAGAGAGAGGACUUCGCCCACCUUGCCCUGUUGGCUUUUCCUGGGUGGAGAGUUGUCCCUUAGCCAAUUGCUGCCAAAAAGAAAGUCCCAGCGCUGUUGGCCCAUUUCGUUUGCAGACACAAACAUCAAAUCGGCUGCGGUAAUAUUAGCAGAAAGGUGCCAACAGACCUGUUGGUCACAUCACGCCAAGAUCGAGCAACCGAUCUCGAUUGAUGGCCUAUGUGCUGAAUGUUUGUGCUGGUUCUAACCUGUAACUCCAUGUUGCUAUCCGAAACAAUCAAUCGAAAAAACAAGCAGCAUCACUGUCACAAUUCUGCCCUCAAAUCAACUUCUUCGAUCUGAUGGAAUUCGGAUUACAUUGAUCUAUAAAUCUUUUACACCUUCAUUCAAUCUAGUCAUUAGAAAAAUAAUUAUUAUUAUUGCAGGAGACAUAUUUCAACUGCAAACACACACACCGAAUGCUGCGGACACCCAUGCAGACAACCUCUCUUCAUCCCUUCCACGAGGAACGAAGAAGAACAGAGGCUGUCCUCCGUAUGUAUAUAAGGUCCCCGCGCUCAUCCUCCACCACCUCUGACCUCUGAGAGUAAACCAGCGUUACAUUUCUUCUUUUCUUUGUCUCCUCCUCCUCGAAUCUUGUCUCUCUUCUUCCAUAGUUUUCUCUUCGAGUAUUAUGACCACCUCACCAUGCCCUUUUGAGUUCAGUCCCCGCUCUCCGAUAUCUUCUUGGUGCCAUGGCUUCUUCCACCGCUUCUUCUCAGCCGCAUGGGACCCAGAACGAGGAUGUCCACGCCGCCAUUGCCAAGGCCGUGGAGCUGAGGUCUCUGCACGCGGCGCUGCUGCAAAGGAGCAACCUUGGCAGCCCCGCCGUCCUCGGCCCCCACGUCGGUGCUUCCCCUUCUCUCUUGCGGCGUUCUAAUCCGCUCUCCACGGCCGAAGACUACCCCGUCUUCGCACCUAGUUACGAAGAAGAGCCAUUACGAGCUUAUCACAGUAUCCAUCCAGAAAACCGAAGCUUAUCAGGAACCUGGAGAGCCAUGAAGCCAGCAGAAGGCAAGCAAGAUGAAUCAGUAAACAUAGUUAGAAAUGAACAUUCUUCCCCUUACAGCGAGCGGAACAUUUGCUUUACAACUGAACAUUUCUCCAAGAGAAGCUCAUGCGUAAAUCACAAUCUGCAAGCUUCUCUUGUGGCUGAUGCCCUCAAUUCUUCUAGUAGUAGAACCAGUCCAGGAUACGAAACCAUCGCUACAUGCAACGCAUGCAAGCCUCCAACCAUCAAUCGGGAAUACGAAAUCGAGCAUAAGAACUUGAAGGCAGUCACGAGCAUAGUAGGAUCAUUGCAUGACUCAGAGCCACCAACACAUGCGCACACCAAGCACAGAGGGCCUAUCCUGUCAUGGUUAUUCCCCAGAUUGAAGAAGAAACCCAAGCCAGAGAUGUCGCCAAACCCUGUAGAAUCCGAAGACAUGGCUCAGCUUUUGAAGGACUGGGGAUUGCUUUCACUUGAAUCGGUGAAGAAGGAAGUGUUUAAAGCCAACAAGAACAGGGACGCAGCACUGGCAGAAGUCUCAGAAAUGAGGUCUUCGCUGGGAGAGCUGCAACAAAAGCUAGUCAAUUUAGAAACAUACUGUGAAGAGUUGAAGAAGGCCUUAAAGCAGGCAAAGCAUGCGAAGAAUACCCUGGUUUUGGACCGGCCUAGUUUGCCGAUGAGAACAAAAUUCAAUGGCAGCAUAAAAGACAACACGAUGACCGUCAGCCACGAGGUAAUGGCGGAAGGUUUUCUGCAGAUGGUAUCAGAAGCCAGGCUAUCCGUCAAACAGUUCUGCGAGAUGCUGAUCCAUCAAAUCGAAGAGACUGAUUGUGAACUGAUGGAGAAGCUGAAAUCGCUUCUCCAGCCUCACCAGAUGGCACCACCCAGUAAUAAACACUCGAAAGCAUUGUUACACCAUGUGGAAGCUCUGAUAAACCAAUCUUUGUAUCAGGAUUUCGAGAACUGUGUGUUCCAGAAGAAUGGCUCACCAAAAUUUCUAGAUCCGCAGCAAGAUCGCCAGGAGAACUUCUCAUCAUUCAUUUCACUACGGAACUUGAGUUGGAAUGAGGUACUGCGCAAGGGGACCAAGUACUACAGUGAAGAUUUCAGCAGGUUCUGUGAUCAAAAAAUGAGCUGCAUCGUUUCCUUGCUAAAUUCUUCAAGAGCAUGGCCCGAACAGCUCCUCCACUGCUUCUUUGUGGCUGCCAAAUGCAUAUGGUUGCUUCACCUGCUCGCUUUCUCGUUCGGCCCACCAUUGAUGAUCCUGCGAGUUGAGGAGAAUCAGAACUUCGAUCCUCUUUACAUGGAAGACAUUCCUGUAGACAGAAAGACAGCACAAAUCCCGGGCCUAGUUAAGAUCAUGGUCAUGCCAGGAUUCUACAUUCAAGAUAGUGUUCUCAAGUGCCGGGUUCUUUGCAGAUAUCAGUGACUCAAUUCUCUUUGACCUUUGCUCUCCUCAUGGAUUUGGUGCUUGCAGGAGCUGUCGAAAUCGAUUCUCCAUCCUGAAACUGUAUUGUUCUA